GUGAAGUGGCCCUAAACAGAGUUUCUGUGUAAAUUUUUAUUCAUUCACCUCCUUCGCGUUUGUUUCAUUGACGUUCCUGUGUUUGUAAAUAUUAACCGCUGGAAAUUACACGCAUUCCUAACCCGACACAUUACGUAAACCAUACCUGUUGAAAGUUAGAAGUAUAUUGUUUUAUGACUAACCUAUCGUGACUAUUUUCGAUUCCCCAUGAAAGAGAAGUAUGAUGGUAUAAUGCCGCCUUUCAGGAGAAAGAAAGCUUCGAAGUCGUUUCCAGUUAAAGUGUGUACGUUGGACGCGGAAUUGGAGUUCAACCUUGAGUGGAGGGCUACAGGAAGAGAUCUGUUUGAUUUGGUGUGCAGGACUAUCGGACUGAGAGAGACAUGGUUCUUUGGAUUACAGUUUGAGGAUACAAAACAUUUUAUCAGUUGGUUAAAACUAGACAAAAGAGUACAAGAACAAUGUGUGUCUCAAAUGCCGGGGACACCCUUCAUGCUGUUAUGCAAACUGUACCCCGAGGAUGUGGCAGAGGAGCUGAUACAAGAGGUGACGCAGCACCUGCUGUUCCUCCAGGUGAAGCAGGCGAUACUCAGCAUGGACAUCUACUGCCCACCAGAAGCCUCCGUGCUGCUGGCCAGUUAUGCUGUCCAAGCUAAGUAUGGGGACUAUGAUGAAACAGCCUACAAGCCGGGCAUGCUAGCGAGUGAGGACCUCCUGCCGCAGAGAGUGAUAGAUCAGUACCAGAUGACACCAGAAAUGUGGGCCGAGCGCAUCAAAAUAUGGUACGCGGACCACAAGGGCAUGUCUCGCGACGAGGCGGAGAUGGAGUAUCUGAAGAUCGCGCAGGACCUCGACAUGUACGGCGUCAACUACUUCGCCAUCAACAACAAGAAAGACACAGAUCUGUACCUGGGAGUUACUGCACUCGGCCUAAACAUAUAUGAGAAGGACAACAAGCUGGCGCCGAAGACGACGUUCCCGUGGUCGGAGAUCAAGCACAUCUCGUUCGACGACAAGAAGUUCGUCAUAAAGUUCGUCGACAAGUCCGUCAGCAACUUCAUCUUCUUCUCACCGAAGGGCAUGAACAAGUUGAUCCUGGACCUGUGCAUCGGCAACCACGACCUGUACAUGCGGCGGCGCAAGCCCGAUACCAUGGAGGUGCAGCAGAUGAAGGCGCAGGCCAAGGAGGAGAAACAGCGUCGUCAAAUCGAGCGCAACAAGCUAUCCCGCGAGAAGCAGCUGCGCGAGGCGGCGGAGCGCGAGCGCGCCGCCAUGGAGCAGAGACUGCUGCAGUACCAGGAGGAGAUCAAACUGGCCAACGAUGCCCUGCGUCGCAGCGAGGAAACAGCGGAGUUACUAGCUGAGAAGGGGCGAGUGGCGGAGGAGGAGGCGUCGCUGUUGGCGCAGAAGGCGGCUGACGCCGAGCGGGAGAACGCGCGACUCCGACUGUCCGCCAUCAGGACUGAGGAGGAGAAGGUGCAUUUGGAGCGUAAGACGCGCGAGGCGGAGUUCCUCACAGCACGACUAGUAGAGGAGUCGGAGCGGCGCGCGGCGGAGGCGGACCGGCUGAAGGCCGAGCUGUUAGCCGCGCGCGUCGCCGAGAAGCAGGCCAAAGAGAAGCUGCUCAACUUCCUCAGCCGCACCUCCACUACGUCGCUGCCGGCGCCGGAGUUGCCAACCUUUGGCACGGCGUCGACUUGUUCACUGCCGGCGGAGCUUCGCUCGGAGACUCACGAGUUGGACCCCGACGCCACCGCGUACCAGCUCGUGCCUGAUGACGACCCGCAUAUACACCGCCUGUCCGUAGAGAUUGAGAAGGAGAGGGUGGAAUACCUAGCCAAGUCCAAACAUCUGCAACAACAACUCGACUCCCUACGCUGCGAGUUCUCAGUACUCCGCGUGGAGGCGGGCGCUAUGGACCUGGACAGACUGCACGAGGCCCAGGCGAGAGCUGGUGACGACAAGUACAGCACGCUGCGCCGGUUGAAACAGGGCUCUACUAAGACCAGAGUGGCCUUCUAUGAAGAGCUCUGAGGGGGGGGAUUGUCCUUAGUGUAUGUUUAAUGGGUAUCUAGCCCUUUGUAACGCAGUUAGAAUGAGCGUCGAAAAUAAAGCAGUAUGGAAACGGGAUAUGGCAUUAAUAUGGAGCUUCCUCACUAGAGCUUCU
This is a messenger RNA of Aricia agestis (brown argus), 2164 nucleotides long. RefSeq names its product merlin (gene Mer). The coding region runs from base 208 to 2031 and encodes 607 amino acids. The transcript has 13 exons. Gene Ontology annotation, biological process: positive regulation of early endosome to late endosome transport; regulation of organelle assembly; positive regulation of protein localization to early endosome. Gene Ontology annotation, cellular component: cytoskeleton; apical part of cell; adherens junction. The record is from RefSeq and is a predicted model, not a curated record. Lineage: Eukaryota; Metazoa; Arthropoda; Insecta; Lepidoptera; Lycaenidae. Gene Ontology annotation, molecular function: cell adhesion molecule binding; actin binding.